Molecule: messenger RNA, 1112 nt
Organism: Glycine soja
Lineage: Eukaryota; Viridiplantae; Streptophyta; Magnoliopsida; Fabales; Fabaceae
Product: upstream activation factor subunit spp27-like
Exons: 5
Coding region: 147-1097 (316 amino acids)
Cellular component (GO): nucleus
Source: RefSeq, a predicted model, not a curated record
AGGUAUUCCUUUUUCUUUUCUUAUUCCCUGCGGCCGAGUCAUAGGUUGAGUCACCCGCUGCAAAUCCAACUCGUGCAUUUGAAGAAAGAAAAAAAAAAAGGGUUGGUUUUUGGUUUUGGUUUGGUUAACUCCUUCCACUUCCACCCAUGGUCUCCGAAUCCGAACUCAUCGGCCGCCUCCGCGAGUUCCUCCGGAGCUCCGACCUCAACACCACCACCACCGCCACCGUCCGCCGCCAGUUGGAGGCCGAUUUCGGAAUCGACUUAUCCGACCGCAAGGCAUUCAUUAGGGAACAGGUCGACUUGUUCCUCCAGACUGAGCACAACCAAUCACAACAAGAAGAAGAAGAAAAGGAAGAAAAACACCAAAACGACCACGUAGAGGAACAAGAAGAGGAUGCGCCUAAUAAUCCCGAACAAAGCCAACCCUCCGAUUCCAAGGAAGUAACCGAUGAAGACGAAGAAGAAGAAGACGAAGAAGAGGAAGAAGAUAAACCUAAACACGCCAAAAAGGCCAAGAAGAAUAAAGGACGAUCGAACACGUUAGGUGAUGAGGUAGUAAAGAAAAGAGGUGGUGGUUUUUGCAAAUUAUGUAGCCUGUCUCCACAACUUCAGGAAUUCAUGGGAGCUCCAGAAAUGGCCAGAACUGAGGUUGUUAAGCAAUUAUGGGCCUAUAUUAGGGAGAAAAAUUUGCAAGACCCGAACAACAGACGGAAUAUAAUUUGCGAUGAGCGAUUGCGUUCCCUUUUUAAUGUCAAUUCCAUCAACAUGUUCCAAAUGAAUAAAGCAUUGUCAAAGCAUAUCUGGCCAUUGGAUUCAGAUGAUGUUGUUCAGGUGAAGUCCACACCAAAGGAAAAGCAGAAGAAGCAAGAGAGAGAUGAUGAUUCAGAUGAACCAAAAAAAAAGGAAAAACGGCAGAAGGGAGGAGGGAAAUCAGGUUUUCUUGCUCCUCUUCAGCUAUCCGAUGCCCUUGUAAACUUCCUUGGUACUGGAGAGAGCGAGUUAGCGAGAACUGAUGUCAUAAAAAGAAUGUGGGAUUACAUUAAAGGAAACAACCUUCAGGUUUGUCCUUGCUCUAAAUUGUCUUGUGCCAUAUAGCUCUUAUUUGUCUCC